CCCUAAUCAUUCUACAAUUUUCUCGUCCUCCUUGUGCAAUCGGAAUUCCAUGGCGAGCGACUCACCCGAUCACGAGGACGUGGCAGCGGCUGUCGGCGAGGACGAGGACACCGGCGCCCAGAUCGCUCCCAUCGUUGCCCUUGCGGAGGUCGCUGUCACUACUGGCGAGGAGGAAGAGGACGUCCUACUCGACCUAAAGGCGAAACUUUAUCGGUUCGAUAAAGACGGAAACCAGUGGAAGGAGCGGGGUACGGGGAGCGUCAAAUUAUUGAAGCACCAGGGGACCGGAAAGGUUCGGCUAGUUAUGCGCCAGGCCAAGACCCUCAAGAUUUGCGCUAACCAUCUCGUUGUUCCGUCGAUCAAACUUCAAGAGCAUGCGGGAAGCGACAAGUCGUGUGUUUGGCACGCAUCAGAUUUUGCUGACGGGGAGUUGAAAGAGGAGCUGUUCUGCAUUCGUUUUGGUUCAGUAGAAAACUGCAAGAAAUUCAUGGAGACGGUUGAAGGCAUCACUGAGUCCACCGGAGACGUCGAAGAAAAAAGUAGCGAGGAAGUGUCUGAUGCCGUUGGACAGUUGAGCACAUUAAGCGUGGAUGACACCAAAGCUGAAAAGGGUUCUGAAAAAACAGCAGAAAAAACAGGAACAGAGACCAAAGCGGAGGCACCUUCUGAAGAUUGAUCUCUCUUGAUUAGUAGAAUAUCAGAGUUACUAUUUUGGUCUGUUUUGUAGUUUGUUCAACGAUGCGAUUUAUCAGUGUCAUUGUGUGUCAAGUCAUUGGUUUUUUGGUUUGCUUUUGACGUUAGUGAUGGAUUUUCCCUUGUAUUAGCGAGCAAUGUAUGACGUCUUUUUGAGUUUGGUUUGAGACAAUCAGAAUGGUUUCACUAAAAUUUUGAGAUAGAUUAAUGUAUUUUAAAUAAGCUUCAGGUACCUUAUUAUUUUCA
This is a messenger RNA of Zingiber officinale, 939 nucleotides long. RefSeq names its product ran-binding protein 1 homolog a-like. NCBI's taxonomy places the organism in Eukaryota, Viridiplantae, Streptophyta, Magnoliopsida, Zingiberales, Zingiberaceae. The transcript is spliced from 4 exons. The record is from RefSeq and is a predicted model, not a curated record. Bases 50 to 676 code for a protein of 208 amino acids. Gene Ontology annotation, cellular component: cytoplasm; nuclear pore. Gene Ontology annotation, biological process: nucleocytoplasmic transport. Gene Ontology annotation, molecular function: GTPase activator activity.